AUGCUCAUAACUGGUGAAAUGGAAGGAACAUAUGGUUGGAUUACUGUAAAUUAUUUGAUGAAUGGAUUUAUUAAUGAUAAUGGUAAACCAUAUAUUGCCAAUAUAUCAUCAGAAAAACCAGAUUUGGACGUAGAUUUGGAUGAAAUUGAAAAUGCAAUGUUUCAAAUCAGCAUGGCUGGUAAGUUAUUGCAUGAGAGAAUUGACGUUCUAAAGAUAAUUGAUUCGGGUGGACCACCUUUCCAAGGUAUAAAUAACAUUAAUAAUAUAGCAGUGAGUUGGGCUCUUGGUAAAAUGGUUUUAGAAGCUUCAGCAUCAAUAAAAUCAUCAGAGAUGAUACCACCACCACUUCAUCCACAAGGGAUAAAAAUUAGUAUAGCACUUCUUUAUUCAUUGUUUGAUAGAGAUGGCAAGAAUAAAGAAAUGGACUAUAGAGGGUUAGAGAGCAGUGGUCAAUAUUUACCAUCCAUUUCAUUUUCAAGGCAAAUUUUCAAUGCUUUAAAUAGAGGAGUUAACAAGUUGAAAUGGUGGACUUACAGGUUGACAUUGCCAUUAAGACAAAAAAACCUUCUAUGGAUUCAUUGGAAAUUAAUUCAGUUACAGUAA
Molecule: messenger RNA, 603 nt
Organism: Entrophospora sp. SA101
Lineage: Eukaryota; Fungi; Glomeromycota; Glomeromycetes; Entrophosporales; Entrophosporaceae
Source: the annotation of a GenBank genome assembly